Molecule: messenger RNA, 1382 nt
Organism: Zingiber officinale
Lineage: Eukaryota; Viridiplantae; Streptophyta; Magnoliopsida; Zingiberales; Zingiberaceae
Product: GDSL esterase/lipase At5g45910-like
Exons: 5
Coding region: 45-1166 (373 amino acids)
Molecular function (GO): hydrolase activity, acting on ester bonds
Source: RefSeq, a predicted model, not a curated record
AAAUGUCAAUCCUUCAGUAAACAUAUCGACUUUCCUUAGCCGCCAUGAAUCCUUCCGUCUGCAAGAUCUCCUUCCUCUUCCUCAUCAUCUUCUCCUGUUUCGAUCCCUCCUACGGUGACCACAACGGUUUCCAUGCCAUAUUCCAAUUCGGCGACUCCCUCUCCGACACCGGCAACUUCCUCAUCGCCAACGCCGAUUCCUCCCCGAACAUGGGCCAUCCUCCCUACGGCAUCACCUUCUUCGGCCACCCCACCGGCCGCCUCUCCGACGGCCGCAUCAUCGUCGACUUCAUCGCUGAGGCAUUCGGACUUCCUCUGCUUCCGCCAUUUCUGUCGGGCGACGACCAGAGCUUUUCGAAGGGCGCAAGCUUCGCCGUCAGCAGCGCCACCGCUCUCGACGUGUCCUUCUUCCAGGAGAGAGGCGUCGGAGUCGGGACUAACUUGUCGCUGAGCGUCCAGCUCGAGUGGUUCCAACGGCUCGUUCCUUCGCUCUGCAACACCACUAGAGGGUGCAAGAAGUACUGGAGAAAAUCUCUGUUCAUGGUCGGAGAGAUCGGCGGAAACGACUACCUGGGCCCGUGGGUGUUCAACAUGCAGACCGAGCAGCAGGUGACGGCCUACGUCCCCACCGUCGUCGAGGCCAUCAAGAACGCCACGGAGAAAUUGAUCGAGCUCGGGGCUGUGAAUCUGGUGGUGCCGGGGAACCCGCCGUCCGGUUGCUUCGCCAGCAUCCUCACGCUGCUGAACGGCACCAGGGCGGAAGAGUUGGAGCCGGGCACGGGAUGCUUGAGGAGGGCCAACGACUUGAUCAGGUACCACAACCGACUGCUCCGGCGCGCGGUGGAGGAGCUGAGGAAGGAGCACCCCCACGCGAGGAUUGGCUACGCGGACUUCUACACGCCCAUCAUCGAAUUCGCCAAGGACCCGGAAGCUUUCGGAUUUAGCUACCGGCCGAAGCUGAACGCUUGCUGCGGCGGAGAGGGGCCUUACCACUUCGACGUGCGCGCCCUGUGCGGCCAGCCCGGAUCGAGCGCCUGCCCAGAGCCGUCCGCCGCCAUCGAUUGGGAUGGGUGGCACGCUACGGAAGCGACCUACCAUCGGAUCGCGGAUUCUUGGUUGCACGGGCCCUUCGCUGACCCUCCCAUCCUGACAUUGAGGAAGCAUUAAUUCGCUGCUACCCAUCAUUAAUGGCGUCGUCGGAGAUGGAUCCGGUGGCCAUCCUUAAUUGCUUUCGUGCAUUUUAUGUUUUUCCCAUCUCAAAUAAAUUUAAAAUUCUAUAUAAUAUGAAACUUAAAAAAAAAACAUAUUAAAAAGGACUAAAAGUGUGAUAAAUAUAAAUUAUUUUAUGCGCUUCCGCGCCCACCCUCCCACCGCACCCACCAC